Messenger RNA from Rhincodon typus (whale shark), 1955 nucleotides. It is a transcript of the gene prop1, whose product is annotated as PROP paired-like homeobox 1. Gene Ontology annotation, biological process: regulation of transcription by RNA polymerase II. The transcript is spliced from 3 exons. Gene Ontology annotation, molecular function: RNA polymerase II transcription regulatory region sequence-specific DNA binding; DNA-binding transcription factor activity, RNA polymerase II-specific. The coding region runs from base 202 to 954 and encodes 250 amino acids. Lineage: Eukaryota; Metazoa; Chordata; Chondrichthyes; Orectolobiformes; Rhincodontidae. The record is from RefSeq and is a predicted model, not a curated record.
UAAUAGAGAGGUCAUCGUAUUCAUUACCGAGUCCAACCACUUUCAUUAGUUUUGUUUUGGACGACGAUUGGUUGCUCAAGCCCAGUGGGUCCAGGUGAUGUCAUGGUGUGAGUCAAGUAAAGUUGUCAAACUGCGCCGAGAGCUGAAGGAGGAGGCUAAUUCGUCGGAACUGGAGGGCCAACAUUUUGGUGCUUCUCUAUAAUGAGAAUGGCUGAAGAAGUGCUGCCAGGUGGUGGACGGGGAGACAAGUUAAAACGCGAUGAAUUCGCAGAUCUUUAUCAAAAUCACAUCAGUUCUGUCAAUUCAACUACAGUUGAUGACAGUGUCUACAAGAAGUUCCCUGGAAGUUCAAAUGCCGGAAGAAAUACCCUGCUAGCAAAUAAUGUGCCUGGGCAGACUCACUACCCAACACCUGCACGUAGGCGCCAUCGGACCACAUUCAGCCAGGAGCAACUGGAACAUUUGGAAGCCACUUUCAAUAAAAACCAUUAUCCAGAUAUCUACUGUAGGGAGGAGUUGGCCAAGAUCACCAAACUUAAUGAGGCACGCAUUCAGGUGUGGUUUCAAAACAGACGUGCAAAGCAUCGGAAACAAGAACGAGCUAAUCAGAAGUCAAUCCCUCCGACUGUUAUUUCAGGCUGCAGUGGUCUGAUAUCAGGUGUUUGUUCUGUGUCUACUUCAGCUAGGCCCUACCACUAUCCACAUGCCAUUAAUCACAUACCACGUUUCUCUUCAAUGGCAACGAGUGCUUAUGGUUCUCCAGCAGCUGUUAGCCAGUUUACUUGCACUAAUACGCAUGCACACUUGGCAACUGCCCCACCACCACCACCACGGCAACAUGAUGACUGGUACAGUCCUCUACGUUCAAUUAAUUCUCCAAUGGCUGGAUUACCCUCAUCAAUGCUCUCCCUCGGACCUGUGCCAGGUCUUGAUCCACCACCACACUGGAACUAACUGCUAACAACAAAAAUCAUUCUUAUUUCCAGAAUAAAUCAGUGUGUUAUUGUAAUGGCUGCCCUGAUUAUCAAUUAGGAAUGCACUUAGAAAACUGCCUUUUAAGCAAAUAUAUUAAAAUCAAUAUUUGUUUUUCAGUUGAGUUAUUGAAGGUCACAUGGGAUAUUUCCAGUUUUCAGGUUGGAAAAUAUGGUAAACGUUCCUAUGUUUUUAAGAACUUACGAUUCUUGUUCAUUGUUGCGUAAUGCAUUUAAAAACAAGUUGCGCUUCUUAUACAUUAAUCUAUCAAGGCAACAUAUACUUCACACUGGUCAUUGCUGGUUGAAAGAAAUGAAUACUAAAAAGGAUGGAGUCAAAGAGAGAGAAACUUAAUGAUAACAUUUUGAAGAGUUAUGUAGUCAAAUAUUCAUGCGUCAAAUGAAGAUAAACUAAUACAUUCUUAUUUAAUUUUUUUCUAGGAUUUUGUAUUUCAGAUAACUCCUCUGGAUCAAGCAAGGCUUUAGCAGAAAUAGUCUGCUAAAUUCACUGUAUAGGAAUAGUUGUAAAAAUUAGAUUAUAGUCGUUGAGCAUAUUUAGCUCUUAUAUAGCAGUAGAUAACAUCUGUCUACUAAACUGUUUUUAAUUAUGUCAAACUAGAUCUUGGCUUAUUUGAAGGCCCAGCUCCAUAAUCAGUUAAUCAUUUGCUGUCCAAGUUCCAGAUUGCCAAUGCUUUUUCAAUCCUCAUAGCUCAAUUAAUUUUUCACAGAUCCUAACAAUUUUACAAUACUUGAUUUUUGUCACGGUCUGUUUUUAACAGGCCUGAAAUUUGAGUAGUGAUUUUUUAAGAAAGUUAUUGCUAAAGGGCAAGCACAAAGCUUAAAUCUUAUUUGUUUACCUGAUGGUUCACUGUAAAUUUUAAAUUUUAACUUGUGGGUAAGCAACACCAACCGACUGUCCAACUCCAUUUACAAAUUGUACAAAUCAGGUUAAAACAAAAAAGGGAGAAUAUAGCAAAAAGAAAA